AUGAAAGCAGAAUAUGAUGCUCUAAUCAGAAAUCAGACGUGGGAUUUAGUUCCCAGUGAUCCCUCUCGGAUUGUUGUAGAUUGUAAGUGGUUAUUUAGAGUUAAACAUAAACCUGAUGGAAGCAUUGACAGGUAUAAGGCUCACCUAGUAGCCAAAGGUUUCACGCAAAGGCCUGGGUUGGAUUAUCAUUCUACAUUCAACCCCGCUGUCAAGCCCGCAAUAGUCCGUUUGGUCCUUGCAAUUGCUACCCAACGCUCAUGGCCUAUUCAUCAGUUGGAUGUCAAUAAUGCCUUCUUACAAGAGGUUACUGUCUACAUUCUCAUAUAUGUUGAUGACAUAAUUAUUACGGGUAAUAUUGGAAGAAGUAUCAGGUCCAUCAUUGAUACUCUUUCUCAACGAUUCUCUCUAAAAGAUCUUGGGCUAGUGCAUUAUUUUUUGGGUGUUGAAGUAAUAUCAACGCCAGCUGCCAUAUAUUUGUCUCAACACAAAUAUGUCAUAGAUCUUCUGGAUGAAUUGCACAUGGUUGAAUGUAAGGGUGUCCCAACACCGAUGACAUCAACCUGCUCCUUCGCUGAUUCUGAAGCCGAUUCUGUUGUUGACAUUUCACUUUACAGAAGAAUCAUUGGUAAGCUUCACUACCUAUCCUUCACUAUGCCUGACAUCGGGUUUGCUGUUAGCAAGUUGUCUCAGUUUAUGCAUUAUCCAAAAGUGUCUCACUGGAAAGCUAUCAAACGGUUGUUGCGCUACCUGAAACACACCAGCACAAUGGGAGUUAAGCUAUGUCGACAACCAACAGAUCGUUUACUUACUUAUUCUGACUCUGAUUGGGCUGGAAAUCCACAAGACAGAACAUCAACAACAGGUUAUGUUGUCUACCUUGGAAACUCACCAAUCUCUUGGUCUUCCAAAAAGCAAAGGUCGGUUUCACGCUCAUCCACAGAAGCUGAGUACCGAGCUGUUGCUGCCGUUGUUUCUGAAGUUAAUUGGCUCACGAAUUUGCUCCAUGAGCUUCAUUUCCCAUUGUCUGCUCCACCAACAGUCCUCUGUGACAAUGUUAGUACCACCUACAUUUGUGCUAAUCCAGUUUUUCACAGUAGGAUGAAACAUGUAGAUAUUGAUUUCCAUUUUGUUCGCGGGCAAGUUUAA
This is a messenger RNA of Nicotiana tabacum (common tobacco), 1146 nucleotides long. The record is from RefSeq and is a predicted model, not a curated record. Lineage: Eukaryota; Viridiplantae; Streptophyta; Magnoliopsida; Solanales; Solanaceae.